Trypanosoma rangeli is the source of this 996-nucleotide messenger RNA. RefSeq names its product transaldolase. The record is from RefSeq and is a predicted model, not a curated record. NCBI's taxonomy places the organism in Eukaryota, Euglenozoa, Kinetoplastea, Trypanosomatida, Trypanosomatidae. Gene Ontology annotation, cellular component: cytoplasm; intracellular anatomical structure. Bases 1 to 996 code for a protein of 331 amino acids. The transcript has a single exon. Gene Ontology annotation, biological process: pentose-phosphate shunt, non-oxidative branch; carbohydrate metabolic process; pentose-phosphate shunt. Gene Ontology annotation, molecular function: transaldolase activity.
AUGUCAAAGCUUGCGGAGCUGAAGAAGUACACGGUUGUCGUGGCAGACACCGCAGACUUUUCGCUGCUGGCGAAGUUUGAGCCGGAGGACGCCACAACGAACCCGUCGCUCGUGCUCGCCGGCAGUCAGCUGCCACAGUACGCCAAGCUUCUUGAAGAUGCGGUGACGUUUGCGAAGGAGAACGUCGGCCGUCUGCGCGAUGGACUGACGCCUGGUGCCGACGAGAAGGCGCACGUGUUGGAGUUGGCCGUCGACAAGCUGACCGUGAGCUUCGGGGUGGAAAUUCUCAAGGUCAUCCCUGGGCGCGUGAGUACGGAGGUGGACGCGCGGCUUUCGUACGACACGGCGCGAAUGGUGGCCAAGGCGAAGCACCUUGUGCGGCUCUACGAGGAAUGUGGGUACGCGCGGUCCCGGCUGUACAUUAAGCUGGCUUCCACGUGGGAGGGCAUCCAGGCGGCCCGCCAGCUUGAGGCGGCGAACAUCAACUGCAACCUCACGCUGCUCUUCUCGUUUGGGCAGGCCGUCGCCUGCGCCCAGGCCGGCGUCAGCCUCAUCUCUCCAUUCGUGGGCCGCAUCCUGGACUGGUACAAGACUCACCACCCGGAGCAGGCCGACAGCUACGUGGGCGCGCAGGACCCCGGCGUCAUCUCCGUCACCCGCAUCUACAACUACUUUAAACAGCACGGCUACAAGACGGUCGUGAUGGGCGCCUCCUUCCGCAACACAAAAGAGGUGCUGGAGCUGGCGGGGUGCGACAAGCUAACUAUAUCCCUCAAACUGCUGGCGGAGCUCGACAGUUCCAUCGGCGCUGUCCCACGCAAACUCGACCCGGUGCACCUCACGGAGAAGACGGAGAAGCUGCCGGAGUUCACAGGGCCGGAGUCGCUCUUCGCGGCGGAGCCCAACACGAUGGCGAAGGAUAAGCUGGAGGAGGGCAUCUGCGGCUUUGCGAGGGACACGGAGAAGUUGGAGGCACACAUCGCUGCAUUGCUGUAG